Leptosia nina is the source of this 816-nucleotide messenger RNA. The record is from the annotation of a GenBank genome assembly. Lineage: Eukaryota; Metazoa; Arthropoda; Insecta; Lepidoptera; Pieridae.
AUGCUAAGUGAAUUUAAUCAAGUGACGCGGGGAACCCGCACGACAGAACAGAUUGAAUUGUAUAAUCUGUUAUGUGAUGCAGCGAUUGAUAGUGCGGUAUGCUGUCGGCGCAUGCACAAAAAGCCUAUUUUGGGUUGGAACCACUAUGUCAAAAAUAGUUACAGAAACGCACGAAAUCAUUUUGCGAAGUGGGUGCUUGCAGGAAAGCCAGUACAGGAUGAUGUGAAUAUAGUUCCAGUAGGGGAAGAUUUGACACUUCAUGAAGAUUCGCAUGAACAAUUAGAGAGCUUGAACACGGAUGACAGUGGUGAAAUGUAUGUAUCUUACGAAGAUGAAACAUUAGAUAGCUCAGAGUCUGGUGCAACAAACACUGAAGAUUCCAUAAUACUCGACAAUGUCAACGCAAUAAGUGGUCCUAGGCGUAAACAGAAACCAGACAGAUUUGGAUUUGCAAAUACUUGCACAGAAGAUGAACUAAUGUGCACAGGUGAAAUAUCAUUGCAUGAAGCCUUGAAAGGGCCUGAGAAAGCACAGUGGUUAGCAGCUGUGCAGGAAGAGCUACAGUCGUUCGAGAAAAAUAGUGCGUGGGAACUCGUUGAUGUUCCAAAAGAUCGUAGUUUAUACUAUAGUGCAGUGCAACCUACUCGACCUCCUUUCGGGGACUUCACUGUCGCUGUUGCACACUGUGUCGCCGCUGCUAUGGUGGGCGGUGGGCAAAGGGUGCGUGGCUUGACUGUCGCGGCUGGAUACUGUGAAACCGUGCAAACCGCUGGGCCCCGGCUGGGCGGGAUCUCUGCAGCAAAAAACCAAUACUAG